This is a messenger RNA of Calliphora vicina (urban bluebottle blowfly), 530 nucleotides long. It is a transcript of the gene Lsm10, whose product is annotated as Lsm10. The record is from RefSeq and is a predicted model, not a curated record. Gene Ontology annotation, biological process: mRNA 3'-end processing by stem-loop binding and cleavage. The coding region runs from base 35 to 481 and encodes 148 amino acids. Gene Ontology annotation, cellular component: cytoplasmic U snRNP body; nuclear body. Gene Ontology annotation, molecular function: histone pre-mRNA DCP binding; U7 snRNA binding. NCBI's taxonomy places the organism in Eukaryota, Metazoa, Arthropoda, Insecta, Diptera, Calliphoridae. The transcript has a single exon.
UUCUCGAGCAACUUAUUUGAUAGUUUAACAAAAAAUGCAACAAUUUACCCGGAAAGAAAACUUUCUAAUUGCCAAUACCCUCAACUGUAUACCGUUCCUGCUGCAGGGACAGUCAGUGUUAAUAGAUUUGCGUAAUGAUUGUUCGGUGGCGGGACGCAUCGACAAUGUCGACGGCCAUAUGAAUAUCAAUCUAGAGGAUGUUGUUUUUAUCAACCGUUUGUCUCAGCAAUUUCCUUUCGAACAGUUUAUGGUGCGUGAACGUAUGAUCCGGCAAAUUCAUAUACCGGGACACAUAAAUAUGUCGAAAGAAAUACAAGAAUGGUGUGAACAAGGCUGCAAUCGCAGGCCACCACGUACCAGAGAUAGCAAUAAAGGAAAAAGAACAUUUAAACAGAAAAGGGCUCAGGAAAGACACCAGGAAAUUUUGCAAAAUAUUGAGCAGCAGAAACAACAACAACAAGGUGAGCCGAAAGUUAAUUAAUAAGUUUUCUAAAAUGGCACAACAAAUUGAAAGCAAUUUAUAUUACCUG